This is a messenger RNA of Limulus polyphemus (Atlantic horseshoe crab), 1615 nucleotides long. RefSeq names its product WD repeat-containing protein 82-like. The record is from RefSeq and is a predicted model, not a curated record. Gene Ontology annotation, cellular component: Set1C/COMPASS complex. The coding region runs from base 158 to 1105 and encodes 315 amino acids. The transcript is spliced from 9 exons. NCBI's taxonomy places the organism in Eukaryota, Metazoa, Arthropoda, Merostomata, Xiphosura, Limulidae. Gene Ontology annotation, molecular function: chromatin binding; protein binding.
AAUCAGAUUGCGCAUACAUCUGCUUGUUACCGUGAGUUCACAUUUCGCGCGCCUUAAAACGAAGAGAAUUUAUAUUAAAGUGAUGUUUUUUCAAUAAAAAGGGUGAUAUUUAUUUGAAUAAAGUAAUCUAGAAUAAAGUUUAUACAAUAUAAUCAAAAUGAAGCUUGUAGAUAAUGUCAUACAAAGUUUUUGUGUAGCAAAAGUGUUCAAGGAAAAUACUUUAAGUAUCAACAGCAUGGACUUCUCGUCGAAUGGCGAAACACUUAUUUCAAGCAGCGACGACGAUUCCAUUGUUAUAUAUGAUUGCGAGAAAGGAACAUAUAAGAAGACACUAAACAGUAAAAAGUAUGGAGUGGAUCUUAUUCGAUACACACAUGCUGCCAACACAGCAGUACACAGCUCCACUAAGGUUGAUGACACCAUUCGUUACCUUUCCCUUCAUGAUAACAAGUAUCUUAGAUAUUUUCCAGGUCAUACCAAAAAGGUAGUUACACUCUGUAUGUCACCAGUGGAUGAUACGUUUCUCUCAGGAUCUCAGGACAGGUCUGUUCGUUUAUGGGAUUUGCGCUCUCCGAAUUGCCAGGGUUUGAUGCAUCUAUCAGGACAACCAGUAGCAAACUUUGAUCCUGAAGGCCUUAUAUUUGCUGUUGGUGUAACUGGUGAAGGUGUGAAACUUUAUGACUUAAGGUCAUUUGAUAAGGGUCCUUUUACAACAUUCAAAGUACCUCACAAUAAGGAUUGCGAGUGGACUGGGCUAAAGUUUAGUCCAGAUGGUAAAUCUCUUCUUAUCUCUACUAAUGGUCAAGCCCUUCACCUAAUAGAUGCCUUUCAUGGAACAUCACUGCAUACUUUUAAAGGACACAUGAACACAAAAGGAAUGUCUAUAGAAGCUUCCUUUAGUCCAGAUUCUCAAUUUGUUUUCACUGGGUCAACGGAUGGCAAAAUUCACGUUUGGAGUGCUGAGACAGGAGCAAAAACAGCUGUUCUUACAAGUGAUCAGGCUGGCCCUGUACAGUGUGUUCAGUUCAGUCCUAAGUAUAUGAUGCUGGCUUCUGCUUCUACUAAUAUGGCUUUCUGGUUGCCAACAGUUGAAGAAGGAUUGUGAAAGUAGUACUUGGCCAGUUACUACUACAUUUAAGAUAACGUUGCUACACUAGAAAGUAUGCAGUUUGAGAAGAAUGUAUAGACUGGGAUAAUAGUUGCUGUUUCUUGAAGGUUUUUACACUUCAGUUUCAUAGGUACCGUGCACCUUCUCUGAAACACAGCCAAAGUUCUCAAGGGUUUUAAAUUAUCAUUUUCAUCUUGUGGCUUGUUUGGAUACUGACCAUAGAAUGAGGAACUUCAUAUUUGAAGUGAACAUUACAAAUAAACAUUUUUUUAUAUCUAAUGGAUCAACAGAGACAUUGUUUAUAUGGACAUAUGCAUGCGAAGGACUUUAUGAUUUAAGUUUGAAUGUACAUUAGUGGGGGCCAUUUUACAGUGGUGAAGUUUUCUUUAUUCCAGUGUGUGUUCAGAAACAUUUUGAUUUUAUUGCAGCACGUGAAAAGAUAAAUGUACAAGCUGUGUUUAAAUGAAAUAUUUUAUUGUGCUUUCAAUAAAAUUCAUGAUUUUUUUA